Molecule: messenger RNA, 5656 nt
Organism: Musa acuminata AAA Group (dessert banana)
Lineage: Eukaryota; Viridiplantae; Streptophyta; Magnoliopsida; Zingiberales; Musaceae
Product: transcription factor TCP8-like
Exons: 2
Coding region: 3611-5242 (543 amino acids)
Cellular component (GO): nucleus
Molecular function (GO): sequence-specific DNA binding; DNA-binding transcription factor activity
Source: RefSeq, a predicted model, not a curated record
UCCCUGCUUUCUUAUCAUAUCGAGGGGAAACUAAUUACUGGUUUUAGGAGAUCACCGGACUCGAUAGCCUCCUCGGUAGAUAAAGUGUUCGACGUUUGUCCUCUGGAUUCGGAGAAGAGAUAUGCGAAAGCCUUGGAAGACCAGACACACACCGAAACUUACAGCAGCUACGAGUCAAUCUUCGAAGACAUACGAUGGAAGAACUGUGAUCGACAGGCUACAACUCAAAUCAAAUUGACUGCGGUGGCUCUUUUCUUUCACACCCGAUAUUUCGAUGGAAAGGAAUCGAAUGCGAUGGGAAGAGGUAGGUCCUCUUCCACAUUGAUCUCCUGCUUCAUAUUAUUUCUUGGCCUUUUGGUUCUCUUCCUUCCACUGUGUCAUACGCCAAAACAGUUGGGUGAGGAGUAAAGACCGGAUGGUGGUGAAGCCGAGUCAUGGCUUAGUCAAUGAAUGAGGGAGGAGGAAAGAAGCAAGAAAAAAGGAAUGGCAGAAGGGAGGCAUGUGAAGGGGGUGAUGAGAUUUGAUGCAACGCAGCCACCGGCAAGAAGGCUUUUAGUAAGCUCCCUCAUAAAGCUGCGUAGCAGCAAUUGUUUUGAGUAGAUAAUGCAGGCAGAGGGUGCAGCUCGAUGACCCACCUCAUUACUGUCCACCUGUAUCCACGUAAUUUAAUAUGUGUGCGUGACAGAUUUGGCUCCUCCACAUUCUGAUAUUUAAAAUGCUACAGUGCUGAUCUGCAAACCCAUGAUUGGCCCACAUGGUUAAUGAGCUUGUUCUUGACAGUUUGUAUGCUCUCCAAGGACAGGAGAAAGAAUCAUUGUCCAGGAAGAAGGAAAUAGAGAGAGAGAGAGAGAGAGAGAGAGGAGUUCAUGAGACAUGAGCUGUGAGGAGGGGGAAGAAGACAAGCGCAAGGCUACAAACCAAUCCAUUACUAAGGAUCUCAAUCGACAUGUUAGGGAGGGAGGACAGUCAUUGGGAAGAGCACAUGACAGUUCAAGUGUGGAUCGAGAGGGAAUCUACCUCCAUUCAUGAGACUUUUUUGUUUUUGGGUCACCCCUGGUGGAGGAUUUCUGCUUUCAAAUCCUCUAAGCUCACAUCUCAAAUCCAUCCAGACGAAGAAGAAGAAGAAGAAGAAGGAAACACUUUCAAUUCCUUUUGGUUUAUUUCAAGCCCGUACGAGGCAUCCGCGUCAUGCAGCAGCAGCAGAGGACGGUGAAAUGGAAAGGAGAGGGUGCAGUUCUACGGCAUCCGGUUACUGCAGUUUUACUUUGCUGUGUCCCCCACAAUAAUUGAUCAAUUACCACCGUCGUCUUCCUCCUCGCGUCUCCUUUUACCGCAGUAACUCCUGAAGCUCCACCCCCCGCGCACGCACAACACGCGCAGGCCAAGGCGAAGAAGCUAAAACCAGACACCUCGCUGCAGUACUUGUUCCUUUUACCCAUCUCCCUCAAUAGGAAAGCCCCUGGCGCCGGUUUCGGUUCGCUUUGUGGGUGUAGAGCCCCAAAACCGGCUGAAAGCUGAUUUCUUUGCUCUGCUUUUCGUAUAAUAUUGACACAAAGAUGGAUGCAGACAGGUUGGCCUUCUUCAAAUGCACACCGGGGAGAAAUGAUUCACUCGGUUGAUUAUGAUAUCCAUGGAUGAGCAGUAACCCAGCAUCGUUUGCGUGGAUUAUUUUUGUGAUGUGAGUGGGAUGGGAUGGUGUCAACAUCAGGAAUCCCAUAUCCGGAGAAGCCAACAAUGGUGGCGUGAUGCAGGAACAGUGAUGCUGUUGUCUCUGGUGUUCAGGGCUCCAUAUAAUACACCCCCACCUUUGCUUAUUUUGAAUUCACACCUCUCUCCGCCUCUUCUUCCUCCUCCUCCUCCUCCUUUGUCUCGCCUGCUCUUCCUGCAACUUGCGCUGCAACUUGACAGAACACGGAGGGAGGGAGAAGGGGGGGACUGGGAGAAGACACCGAGCGCACGUGGGUCAGGUGAGUCGUGUGUGCAGGCAGAGAGGCCAACCGUGGAGGAAAACAGGGGGGGGAGAUGAUUUGAAGAUGGGCAGAUGAUAAGGUUUGACAUUGCCACCGGUGGAGUCAACAAAAGCUUGGCUUCAGCUUCAGCCUUUGAGAGAAAACAAAUGAGCACCGACCUCACCUUUAAUCAGCACCCACAGAAAAAAAAAGCCUUAUUAAAAGGAGGGCAAGAAAGAGACGCAUCGGAUCACGCCAUCCUCUUACACUUCUCCGCGGGUUGGUGCACCGAAGGCACCGAGAAGAGGGGGUGGCGGGGAUGAAUAAAGGUGGAGGAGUUAAGUAAUGGAACGCCCUGUGACGUUUAAUAUAAGAAGGGGGAUAAAGGGGUGUGCUUGCUGUGUUGUGCGAGGAGGGAAGUGGGGCAACCUGGAGUUGACUGGCAGAUGAGUAUUCUACUGCUGGUGUUGGGAGUAUCUCACAAGAGUAUUAGUCUGCCUCAUUUAACUGGAGGACAGUGUGCAAAGGUUUUAUCUUUUGGAAAGGAAAUUUCUUUAAAAGAAGAGAUGUUUAUGUUGGGAUGAGCUGUCAUCAGCAUUAGAUGCUUUAUCUGACGCGCACCUGCAAUGUCUGCUGCUGCUGCUGCUGCUGCUACUGCUACUGCUACUGCUGCUCCUCCUCAUAUUACCUGGGCGCAGUAAUAAUAAUGGAAACCACGGCAAAGAGGGUGCUUAAGCUCCUAAUCAUCGAACGAAGCGGAGACUGUUAUGGGAUUAGCAGUGUCCGGCGGGUGGAAUGGAGGAGAUGGAGUUAGAGAGACAUGGAAAGAGAAGGAUGGUUAAGUUCCUAACUGCAUCUUUCUAACUCAGAAGUCUAUAUUCAUCAUUCUCUCCGAGGCCCCACGAGCGGGCUACUGCUUCUUUCUCAGGCGGCCCCCCUCCCCCAAGCAGUGUCAAGGAGAGAGAGCAAGCUGCAGUUAUAGCGUGUGUAGGUGAGAGAGAGAGAGAGAGAGAGAGAGAGUGAGGAAUCAUAAGAGAGAAAGAGAAAGAGAAAGAGAGAGAGAGAGAGAGAGAGAGAGAGGGAGAGGAAACAGUGGGGAAAAGCGAGGCAAGAAAAGAGGAGGAAGGAGAAAAGCUGAGGGAGUUAGGGUUUUAGGAUCUAAACCUACGCGCCUCUCUCGCCUUCCCCCUUCUCUCGCACCUUUCUUUCUCGGUGUCGUAUCUUAUUGUUUGCCGCUCGCUUUCACUCUUUUCUUGCAUCAUUUUCUUAUCUGUGCAGUUAAACAACCUCAGGUAGCGUCUUCCUUCCCCACCUCCUCUCUCUUUCUUUCGUUCCUUUCAUUCUCGCCCGCACCAACGCGCGCACAGAGACAACAGUCAAUCAGCAGGAGAGCCCCACGCCAGUCUCCAGCCAAGUAUGGAGCGGCCCCCUGCACGUGUUUGCCUCCUCAAACCCUAACUAGGUUAUAUCGCUCUCUCUCUCUCUCUCUACCCUCCCCUCCCCCCUUAAUAUUUCUUCUCAACUUUUUUCUCCAUCCAAAAAUAUAAGAACUGGAGCUGCCGUAAAGAUAAAUAUAUAUACACAGUUGGAGAGGAAAAGGAAAAGAAAGAAAAGCAAGCAAUUGGUGUUGAUCUUAGGGAUAGAUUGGAAAACAGUAAAGCAUGGAACAAAGCGAGCUUAGUAGGCAUGGAGGACAGGGAGGUGGUGGUGCAGGAACAGGAGGAGGAGGAGGAGGAGGAGGAGGAGGGAGAGGGGGAAGAGUUCGGGCAAAUAGCAACAGCAGCAGUGGCACCAGCAGCAGCAGAAGCACUUCGGAACACCACCAGCCACAGCACCACUUUGGCCACCAUCACCACCACCAGCAGAAGCAGCAAGGAAACAGCAGCAUCCCGUCGUCGCUCGAGCUGGUCCCGUUAAAGAGCCGAGCGGGCCCCAGCUCAGUAGCCCCCUUCAUGGGCUCCAUCGUCCACCACGGCGUCGUCGACGCCUCCCUCGCCAUCUCCACCGCCAAGCCCGAUCCCUCCCUUUCCCCCGGCGCCGUUGGCCCCUCAUCUUCCUCUGCCGCCGCCGACACGUCCAAGAAGCUCGCCGGCGGCGGCGCCCCAGCCAAACGCUCCUCCAAAGAUCGCCACACCAAGGUCGACGGCCGCGGGCGUCGGAUCCGCAUGCCAGCCAUCUGUGCGGCGCGUGUGUUCCAGCUGACGCGGGAGCUCGGGCACAAGACGGAUGGCGAGACCAUCGAGUGGCUGUUGCAGCAGGCGGAACCCGCCAUCAUAGCUACCACUGGUACCGGCACCAUCCCGGCCAACUUCUCCACACUCAACAUCUCGCUGAGGAGCAGCGGCUCCUCCCUCUCUUCCCCGCCCUCCAAGUCCGCCCCGCUCUCCUUCCACGCGCUUGCCCUCGCCCACCACCGCCCCGACUUCGAGCAGGUGACCGACCCCGGCAUCUCCCACGCCGCCGCAAUGCUCGGUUUCCACCAGCUCCACCCUCAUCCCCACCAACAUCAGCUCCUGUCGGCCGAUCAGAUUGGAGAAGGGUUACAAGGCGGAGGCAGUAGCGGCGGUGGCGACUCUGCCGACACCUAUUUGAGGAAACGUUUUAGAGAGGAUCUCUUCAAAGAUGAGCAGCAGGAAGGAAGCGGAGGGGCAGGCCCGUCCUCCCCGUCGUCGGCCUCCAAGUCUAUGAGGGCCGGCAGCGGGCUCCAAUUGCAUCAACGGUCACAGCAGCAGGAAGCUGCAGCUGCAGCUGCCGCAGCCGCAGGUCUGACGAGGCCGCAGGGGAUCCUUCCUGCGGCGGCAAUGUGGGCGGUUGCUCCGAACAGCGGAGCUGGGGGAGCUUUCUGGAUGCUUCCAGUGUCCACGGGUUCAGCGGCGCCCGCGGUGGCCGCAGCCACCGGACCCUCAGAGCCGUCCAUCUGGACGUUCCCGGCCAUGGCCGGGCAGUACCACCCCGGGAUCAGCGGCGGAAGCAGCAUCCAAGCGCCACUCCAGUUCAUGUCGCGAAUAAACUUAUCGGGCGGUGCCGAGUUCCAAGGCGGCCGCGCUCUUCCGCUGGGAUCGAUGGUGCUGCAGCAGCCCACGGGCGGCAUGGCGGCUCAGCAUCUCGGAUUGGGAACGUCGGAAACCAAUCUCGGGAUGCUCGCGGCCCUCAAUGCAUACAAUAGAGGUGGUGGCCUGAGCAUGAAUUCCGAACACCACCAGCCAAUGGACCACCAUCACCAAGCCCACAGUACCCAUCAGCAGCACCAAGGUGCAGCCAGCGGAGAGGACCACCAAACCAGUUCACAGUAGUAGAAGGAGGAGAGUUCACAGGAUGUCAAAGAGCAACCUUGGACGCACGCAUGCAAGGCAGAAACAAAAAAUCCAAUUGGAGCUUCAAAUCCAGCAACGGCGAGUGUUCCUUUCCUCCUCCUCCUCUUCUUCUUCUUCCUCUUCUUCUUCUUCUUCUUCUUCUUCUUCUUCUCUUUUGACUCGCACAAGGUGAGCUUUGGGUGCUAAAGAAUCCUUCAAAUUAGUGGACGGCGUUCUUUCAGCUUGCGAAAGAACACUGCCACUUCUCUUAUCAUUAUUUUUCCCCUUCCCUUUGUUUUUGUUUCGUUCUGCUUGAGUGUUGUGAGUUCAAGAACCUUACUUCCAAGAGUGGGGGACAAAGAUUUGUAUAGGGAUCCAAUUCGUCUGUGCAGUAGUAAUUCUUUGUUUGUUUAA